Molecule: messenger RNA, 2682 nt
Organism: Boleophthalmus pectinirostris (great blue-spotted mudskipper)
Lineage: Eukaryota; Metazoa; Chordata; Actinopteri; Gobiiformes; Gobiidae
Product: transmembrane protein 150A-like
Exons: 8
Coding region: 295-1113 (272 amino acids)
Source: RefSeq, a predicted model, not a curated record
UCGUGUUUCUCGUGGCUGCUCCCGCGGCACAGACCACCACAACACAACCAAGACCGUGGAGGAAAACACUCAACAGCGGCUGGACGGGGGAACGGAACCCCGUGUACGCCGCUCCACGCGUUUUGAAGAUGAUGUAAAAGAUUUUAGAGAUAUUUGGGGACUUCAAAACGGGAUGUUAUACUGCGAAAGUGAAGCAGGGACGCGCACAGACUGUUCGCAAGUUUGGGGGUCGAGUUGGAGAUCCUGAAGAUUUUUACCUACGACGCUCAGCAGUGUCAAACACCUGUGAGCAUCAUGUCUUUGUGGAUGAUCCUUCCUCUCAGUCUUCCUGUCUUCAUGAUCACAGGAAUUUGGGUCGUAUAUGCAAUGGCCCUCUACAACCAGCAUGUCUGUCCUGUCAAUAACUGGCUUUAUAAUGAGUCGUGUGAGGAGGAGCUUCACCUACAGAGAGGCCCUGUCCUAUGCUGUACAUUGGAAAAUAUACCUCUCAUAAGUAAAAGUGGAACAAUGCCACCGGAAAGCUGCUUCUUCAGCCUCAUCUGCAGCACUGGCUCUUUUAUGGUGUUGUUGAUUGGAUUGCUGCGUUACGCCCAUGUCAUCGAAAAGCACCAAAACUGCAUCCUGAACACGGCGGGGCUCUCGACUGGUUGGAUCUGUGCGGCUGGUCUCAUCAUGGUGGGAAACUUCCAGGUGGACUAUGCCAAAGUCUUGCACUACGUGGGGGCUGGGGUGGCGUUCCCCUGCAGUAUGCUGUUCGUGUGUCUGCAGUCGGCUCUGACGUACAGACUGGCCAAAACGCAGGGAGAGUACAGGACGGGACAUUUACGAGUCGCCAUGACGCUCCUGGCACUGAUCGCUCUUGUUCUCAGUGGGGUCUUCUUUUGCCAGGAAAGCUUCAUACUUCAACACGCAUCGGCCAUAUUUGAGUGGGUCUACUGUAUGCUCAUAAUGCUGUUCUACGGGACUUUCGCUUUUGAGUUUUCAGACAUUUCAGGGGACACGCUCAUGGUCUUAUCUAAAGGAGCCAAAGAGCAAAGCUAUCCCAUAUCGGACCACAAGACAGAAGUGGGAGGAGCUAACCAUCACUCGCCUGAGACCUUAGCCAUGCUGUAAGAAAAUGAAUAUGGCUAUGUCUACACUUAAGGGCUAUAAGGACAAUGUGAAAGCCCAAGAAACAAGCUUGGAAAAUAUAUUUUACCAAGUGCACUACAGCUCACAACACCAAAGCCAUUAAUGAACCAUUUGUAUGGCUGGUAUUGCAGGCCAAAGUGGAGUUGCUAUUCAAGAUGGAGUACUACCAAACAAGAGUAAUACUAUAGGAUUAUGGCACCAGUUUGUGGUGUAAAUUGUUGCAGCAAGAAAGCAUUUGAUUCUUGUGUAACGUUUCUCAUGGAGUGUCUGUCAAAUGCUUUUUUCUGUGGAGAUGUUAUUGGUUUGUCUGGAAUGUUUCACAGUAUGGCAUUUAACGUUUCUAUCUUCAUGGAGACCAAACCUGACCAAGUUACAGGUCAGAUCUGUGCAGAGGCAACCCCGCUCAUAGUUAGAAGGCCUGUUUUGCUGGAUAUUCUGGAGCAUUAAAACACAUGUUUCAUGUCAUACUGUGGAACAUUCCAGGCAGAGCAAUGGCAUAUCCAUAGAAACAAGCAAGUGAGAGACUGGAAAAGUUACAUAGUGCAGUGUUUAAGCUGAUGGCUGAAUGUGAUUCCGAGCAUUUCUAAAACUUUAGUGGACCAGUAUGGGGGGAGGCACAUGAACCGCUAUGGCUGGAUCAUGCGGUCAAAUCCAGUAGACAGAAAAAGUUAAGAAUCAGAAAAGAUUUGCUGUGAUUGUUGGUGGGAAAAAAAUCUAAUUUCAAAGGGUGCUACAAACAACAUUCAGUUCUAUGUGUUUUAAGUGUCUGGGUCUGUAUUAAAGGCAGCUUGGUGUAACAUCUUGAUAACUGCAAAUACUGAGCAGUUUGUCACAAUCUUAUGACUGCUUGACGGAUGUUGACUUGCAUGGUUGGUUUUUACUGUAAUUAUGUAAUAUUAAGUGUGUAUAAAGCCAAAGCUGCCUGUUUAUGUUACUGAACGUGCCUCAGAUGUGGUCGUACGUGCCUGUGCAUGCGUGGAUGGUCAGUGGACAAACCCUGCAUUGUUUUGAUCUCAGGAAGUUUGUGAGUUCAAGUACUUUUACCUCAAAUGUUACGGCCAAAUAUUUUCUACCAAAGGGACCACAAAAGUACUGUGGUUGUUGUAUUUUAAUCCCUAUGAUGUAUUUCUGAUACAGUUUUUUGGGGGGGAUAGUAAUAUUAAGUAUCUAUAGUUUAGUUCUGCCUCUCUUUGGAGUAGUGCUCCUCCAACACACGCUGCCUUACUGUAAAUACAUUGAAGUAUAGUUGUUAUUGAGACAGUAGGUGACCAAAAAGGGCAUUUAUUUUAAAUAUGUCUGUGUUUAGAACCAAAAUGCUAUACAAAUAUUCAAUUAUUUUAUGCCGUUUAAGAUGUAUUUUUAUGUGUUUUGUUGACAUGUAGGACAUAUGCCUUAUGGGAACAAAUUUAGUAUAAAAUGGGAUAUAUUAUGGUAUAUUUGAUUAUUUACAGAAUAUAUUUCCACAAAGUGAAAAUAUUGUACGUAAUAAUACAAAUAUAUAUAUAUAUAUAUAUAUAUAUAUAUAUAUAUAUAUAUAUAUAUAUAUAUAUA